Molecule: messenger RNA, 2211 nt
Organism: Patiria miniata (bat star)
Lineage: Eukaryota; Metazoa; Echinodermata; Asteroidea; Valvatida; Asterinidae
Exons: 7
Coding region: 1-783 (260 amino acids)
Cellular component (GO): membrane
Source: RefSeq, a predicted model, not a curated record
AUGACUACUGAGGUUCUAACAGGUUCAACCAAAGCUCCGGAAACUCCACUGAAGGCUGUUACGACUGUCACUCCAGAACCUUCGCCAAGAUUUGUAGUCAACAAUUCUGAUGGUGAGCCGUGCAUGUUACUUAAUUUCGAUGCCACGAUGAAAGUGAAGUAUGAAACUACGGACGGAGGGUGGCUGGAAUCAACGCUUCCCAUGACGAACACAUCAUCAUUUGAAGGUUCUUGCGCCAACAAUAGUUUGCGAAGCUUCACGCUUUAUUACCCCAGUGAGGAUACGUUCUGCGCCAUACUAACUCUGUUUUUUAACGUGACAAGCAACACGACCUAUUAUAAUCGUAACGGACUUUCAGUGAGGUACAUCGAACCGUGUGUUCAGCAAAAUGCGAAAAAAUACAAUACUAUUGACAACGGUUAUUUUCCAUACCACUCGUACGAUGGAACAAUUGGUAAGAGCUUCAGGUGCGAGUCUAUAUUAAACAAGGCGAAGUAUUUCAACGUGACUCUUGACAACAUUCUGAUCCAACCAUUCGCACAGAAGUCAGAAGACAAAGGACACUUCGGAGAGGUCGAAACCUGCAAAGAGCCUGUGCUGACAACGAAGAAUCCGAUCGUCACAUCGCCCCAUCCAACUGCCAAGCCCAGCCCUAAUAAGGCCGGCAUGAUUGCUGGCAUUGUCAUUGGUGUCCUGGUCGCUGUCGCUAUUGUCAUAGGUAUCGCCGUCUACGUCGUCAGGAAACGACGAAUGGCAAAAAACGUGUCCUAUGGAAACUUAUAAAUCAGCAGCUUUGUCUUUUAUAUAAAACAGAAGAUCGCUCGGCCACAUUGAGUAACCAGGGCAAAUGCAAGCAUUACUUUUAUUACCUUUAAUUUUUAGACAGAUUUUGAAAUUAAAAUGGCUUUAACAACGCAUUUGUUAUUACUGUUUUAAUUUCGGGUCUUUUAAAGUCGGGUCAGAAUAGAGCCCCCAUAUGGAAAAACAAAACUUAUUGAAAAGCCGUCUCCGAGGGGGGUAUAGGCCACGCCCCGAUGAUUUGGCUACUGUAGACAACUGCAACAGUUUAUGGAGCACGCUUCAGCCUAGUUAUUUUGAUCUGGAACAUCUACUCAUUUCGGUCAUCCGAUUACCCUGUAAUCAAAAAUGGGAUCUGUAUUUCAAAACUUACCUGUCGUGGUCACGUGACGUCGGCUUCCGCUUGGAACUAGCACUACGUCCCUUCCCCCUAAACAAAAACAGUAAUUAAUAAGAUAUAAAUUCACUUUGGUUAUGUGUAUAUAUAUGACUACGAUGGUUUUAAAGAUAUUACUCAUUAAACUCGGUGAAAUCAGUUUAUUAAAAUAGGAACAUUGCGCGUCCGUUUGUAGUGAGGUGCAAUUAACAUGAUGUUUUCAACGCGACCUUUAAAGUAAGAAAAACGCAAUGCUUGUUGAAUUAUUUCAUGUAAUAUUUAGAUAAAUCCUAGUUUUCGAUGGGAGACGAUCACUUCCCUUCUUGACCUGAGAUUUAAACCUGUCAAUUUGCAAAAAGCAAUGUUGUCGGCCGAUCCUGUUGUAAUUUGUUUGUUUGUUUUUUUGUACUUGAAUCGAGGGAGUACUUUUAUAGGGUACAAACGCAUUGUAUAAAAACACGUACCUACAUCGAAGUUCAAACAUUCGGUUAUACCUUUAUAUAUAUUUUCAAUCCUUGAAAAGUCACUUUUGUGUUCUGUUUAACUUUAUUUUUCAAUUUUCAUUUUGCCAUUUUAAGGGUAUUUUGGUGCCUCUUAGGUUUUUAUGCCAAUAUAUAUUCAAAUUUCCAUAUUCAUGUGCGAAAGUGUGAUGUAAUUUCAGGUAGAAACCUCAAUGUUAUAUAUAUCAGCAUCAAGGGUUGGCAGAAUUUUGAAUGUUUGCGGUCCUUAAUUGCCUUUACGUAAGCCUGUGAACAAAGUGUACUUCACAAAUGCUUUCAGUGAUCAAGUUUUCGGGUCACACUUUGAACAGAAACCCCUAAGCUGAACAGUGUGAAAUUAUAUCAGGGCAACAGCGCCCUCGGUUGUCAAGAAAUGCAUGGAAAAUUCUAAAUGAUUAAAGAAGGGUACAAUUUUCAGUAACAAUUAAAAGGAUGUCAAAUGUUGUUCAUACUUAAAAAAGGAGCACAAAGGUGCACACGGUCUCAUGAACCCUUGAGGUGAUUCAAUAAAACAAGAAGUCUUUUAACUCAAUUAUA